AUGGACAUUAAGCAUAAGGAGCAUUCAUCCCCCUACCCGCCCCUGAGCUGUUCUAUUCAUUCCACAUCUUCUCCCAUAUCCCCAGACAGCAAUAAAUGCGCAUCACACAGAUCGCAAUUAACCCCGCCUACUAAGAUCGACAGUGGCGAGGCUGCAAACCAGUCGCAAAGCCCAUUCCUGAGCAGAUUGCCACUGGAGAUACGCCGCAUCAUAUACCAAGCCGUGAUAGACCGCAAGUACCAAAAGCACCUGAACCCCAGGACAACCCACUUUAUCCGACAUGACGAGUCCAGUCGGAUCCGGUGCCCUUGUCCGCCGCGGCCAUGGAACUCCCCGGGGCUUCCCAUGGAUGAGGAAAACCCGCAGGGCCAUACUAGCAGAUUGAUCGAGUCGUACAUUGGCAGACGACGGAAACCGCCACGAAAAUGUGAUCUGCUCGUGGCGUGUCGACAGGUAUACUGCGAGGCAGUCGACAUCCUGACGUCCAACGUCACAUUCAGUAUCAUCGCACAAGAAAGAGAUGACCUGCUCAUUUUACACGACAUGCAGGAUACGAUGCCCUGGUCUCAGUACCACGCCAUCAGAUCCAUAGAGUUGAGUUACCACAUAGCCAACAACAAAAAAGAUUUCGACGACUUUCAGAGCCCUCUUUGGUACACGCGAUGGGCCGAGUUCUGCGCUUGUCUUGAACAUAUGACCGGGUUGCGGGACCUGCAUAUGUGGAUCAACAAUGAAUAUAGCUAUAACCGACGCAGAGAAUUGACACCUGACCAAGAGCGACAGAUCCUGGAGCCACUGACAAAGAUCAGAGAUCUGAGGAAUUUUAAAGUUGAGAUUUCAUGGCUUGCGACUGUCGCUGCAGCAGACGUUCUGAUCAACGCCCCAUUCACGCUGAUACGGCGACCGGGGUUUAAGCAGAGAAAAACACCCCAAGAUCAGAGGGAGUAUUAG
Aspergillus steynii IBT 23096 is the source of this 951-nucleotide messenger RNA. RefSeq lists its product as uncharacterized. The transcript has 4 exons. The record is from RefSeq and is a predicted model, not a curated record. The coding region runs from base 1 to 951 and encodes 316 amino acids. Lineage: Eukaryota; Fungi; Ascomycota; Eurotiomycetes; Eurotiales; Aspergillaceae.